AUGGCUUCGAAAAGGGAGAAAGCAGUGGUCGAUGAGACAGUUUCGGAGGCGGAAGACAUACUCAGGGGGAUUGAAAACAUCAGAAGCAACAAAGACGUAGCAGCUACCAACGAUCAAUUACGCAGCCUCCUGCAACGUCUCUACCUGGCUAUUUGCACACUCCAGCAGUACAAACGGAACAAAGACCCGCCCCGGAAUGCGAUCGUCGAGGCAGACAAGGCCCUCCUUGAAGGGUGGAAGGCCCUGCUGAAGACCAUUGAGGCGCUGUCCGCAGGAGCUCCGAAUGGCCAGUUUCUGGCGGCUCGCAUGAUGCUUUUCCUCAUGCAUGGCUUUAUAUACCAGGAAGGCUUCCCAUAUGACCUACAGGAUUCGCCUCUGAACCGAGACAGGGUGAAAAGUCAAAUGGCUUUCUCGAAUGCCGUGGAUGAAGCGUUGCGAUCCCAGCUCAGCCUUAUUUGGGAGAAGAGCGGGAAAAAGGAGGACUUCAGGUGGGCUCUUACGCAUCUCGAAUCUAAGCAUCUCGAAUCUGAGGAUGAUAUCAUCCGUACGGACUACAACCAAGCCGCCAUGAUGGCUCUCUCGUCGGAAGGGUUGUGGGAAGUUCCCGGCAUGACGGGACAACAGCUGUGGAAGCCGAAGCCGGGUGAUGAACCAAUUUUUGAGCCCUUUGAAAAUGCUACGAGUUAUGAGUUUGCGGAAGACGAGUGGGAUGAUAUUGAAGACGAGGCAGACCGGCACGAUGAUGACGACAACAAAGAGGAUGAAGAGGAUGAAGAAGAUAACGAGAACAAUGGCAGUCAAGAUGGCAAUGUUGGUGAUGUGGAACAGCCAAUUAUCAGUCAGACAUUCUUCUCAAAUGGACCUCUCGAGGCGGAAAUGGAGUACUGCCUGGUCAAAAGGAAUGCAGAGUCUUGGCUGGAAGGCCCGCGUUUGAAACUCUCCCGGAAGUUUGUGAAGGAGGUAACAAACAAAGCCUGA
Messenger RNA from Clonostachys byssicola, 978 nucleotides. Lineage: Eukaryota; Fungi; Ascomycota; Sordariomycetes; Hypocreales; Bionectriaceae. The record is from the annotation of a GenBank genome assembly.